Molecule: messenger RNA, 1704 nt
Organism: Beauveria bassiana ARSEF 2860
Lineage: Eukaryota; Fungi; Ascomycota; Sordariomycetes; Hypocreales; Cordycipitaceae
Product: calcineurin-like phosphoesterase
Exons: 4
Coding region: 1-1704 (567 amino acids)
Cellular component (GO): cytoplasm
Molecular function (GO): phosphoprotein phosphatase activity
Source: RefSeq, a predicted model, not a curated record
AUGACGCGACGCAUUGUUCGCAAUUUAAUACAACUGACUGCAGCGGCAGUCUUCACCGUACUGGUGGUGCUCUUCCUCGACCGAAGCUACAGAGUCCUGCCGACAUCGCUACACAACUACCUACCGACGCACCAUCCCGGCCAUGUCGUCACCGACGUGACGCUGGUGACAUGCUCGACUGUCAACCCGCUCUCGAAAUGCGAUCUCAACCCCAACAAGUGGCAUCGCAUAGAUAAGGAGCUCUUUCUCGGCCAGGCUUGGAUGACAAACGCGUACCUUUUCGUCAGUCGAAAGCACGAGGAGGAGCUGACGGAAGGCGACGUCGUCGUCGUGGAUUUAAAGGUUGGCCCCAUGAAGCCCGUGGACGAAAAGCCCGACUCGCAUGCGGUCUGGGAGUCGCGGCCCGGUGGCAUUUGGGUGAAGCGCUCUUCGCAGAAAGUGGCGAGUGAUUCGAAAGAGGCCAUCACAAACGUCGACGUUCUCUUCGGCGACGAUGCCGUCGAGGCCCGCGACGGCUGGGCAAUCCGGGGUACACCCCUUCAAAUUGACUCGAGCGGCACAUUCCACUCGGCGCACGUUACCGUUCGUCGCGGCGCGCCCAUCGAGCAAAAGAAGCCCAAGCCACGCAUCCCCGACAGUGGCAAGUUCAAGAUUCUGCAGAUUGCCGAUCUCCACCUAAGCACCGGCGUCGGCCUGUGCCGUGACGUCUACCCCGAACUUGCCAAGGGCGAAAAAUGCGAAGCAGACCCGAGGACGUUGGAAUUUGUCGACAAGAUGAUUGACGAGGAAAAACCCGACUUUGUGGUACUCAGCGGUGAUCAGGUAAACGGCGAAACCGCGCGCGAUCCGCAAUCUGCCAUUUUCAAGAUUGCUCUUAAGCUCAAGGAGCGCAAACUUCCCUACGCCGCCAUUUUCGGCAACCAUGACGACGCGCAGGCCAUGAGCCGCGAGGCGCAAAUGGCCAUAAUGGAAUCCCUGCCCUACUCGCUGGCCACGGCCGGCCCGGCCGAGAUUGACGGCGUCGGCAACUACUACGUCGAGGUGCUCGGCCGCGGUGGCUCCGACCACUCCGCCAUUACCAUUUACUUUUUUGACACGCACUCGUACUCGCCCAACGAGAAAAAGUACCCUGGCUACGACUGGGUCAAGCCCAGUCAGAUUGAGUGGUUCAACAAGACGGCCGACCGCCUCGUCAAGCCGCACGCCGAGUACAGCCACCAGCACAUGGAUAUUGCUUUUAUCCACAUCCCCAUUACCGAGUACUCCGACUACAACCAGACAUGGGUCGGCAGCUGGCGCGAGGGUGUCACCGCCCCGGUUUUUAACCCGGGAUUCCGCGAUGCUCUCGUCGACAAGGGCAUACUCAUGGUCAGCGCCGGACACGACCACGUCAACGACUACUGCAUCCUCUCCACCAAGGGCGAGCGCCGCGACCCAGCCAUGUGGAUGUGCUACGCCGGCGGCGUCGGCUUUGGCGGCUACGCGGGCUACGGCGGCUACCUCCGUCGCGUCCGCCUCUACGAGGUCGAUGUCAACGCCGCCCGCAUCCUCACCUGGAAGCGCGUCGAGGCCGGGCCCAAUGUCACCGAGCGUAUCGACCAGCAAAUCAUUGUCGACGGCGGCAAGGCGUACCCGGCGCCGUUGCCCCCGGCGCCUCCGCCGCCCGUGGCGAGUGAGCGGCCGGUCGACGUAGGAAGCUCCUGA